This is a messenger RNA of Aspergillus costaricaensis CBS 115574, 2372 nucleotides long. RefSeq lists its product as uncharacterized. NCBI's taxonomy places the organism in Eukaryota, Fungi, Ascomycota, Eurotiomycetes, Eurotiales, Aspergillaceae. Gene Ontology annotation, biological process: intra-Golgi vesicle-mediated transport. The transcript has 4 exons. The coding region runs from base 1 to 2349 and encodes 782 amino acids. Gene Ontology annotation, cellular component: Golgi apparatus; COG complex. The record is from RefSeq and is a predicted model, not a curated record.
AUGGCGUCCGAUGGUCCGGAUCCGCAGUCAUUGAAAUCCUGGCAAGAUGCAUUUCACUACCCAAUUCCUACUGUGCGCCGCGUGGAGCAGGAGCUGCGCCGGGACAUCGCAAGCAAUAAGGAGAAGCUCAGGGCUCUUGUCGGUACGAGAUACCGAGAACUCAUUGGCACUGCCGAGACGAUCGUGUCGAUGAAUCGCGAAAUGGAGGAUGUGGAUUCGACGCUGGCCGACAUAGGACGAAGAUGCAAUCCACGCCUGAUGGAGAAGAUGUACACACAUUACAACCAGAUAAAGGAGGAUAGUCAUGAUGAAGAUGCCGCGAAACGAGCGCUCGGAGGGCAACUGGCUUUACUUCAUCGCUGCGCAUCGUCAAUUUCUAAGCUUCUGCGUCGACGCGGCUCCGUCUUGCUUGUGGCCAAGCUUAUGCAGGCCACGGUGCCACCAUUUGUGGAGGACCUACGCAAUCAAUUAGCAUCCCUCCAAAGAAGUCUCUUGAGGAGGCUUGGAAAGCGGCUCGCGUCUGCUAAAUAUACGGCUGACGAGAUUAUUGAGGCUUUGGCAGCAUACUGUCUUACAACUAGCUCUUCAUCGGAUGACGCCAUCCGCUACUUUCACCGGGUUCGCUUAGAUGGCAUUGGAAGCCAGCUGGAGCUUGUCGACCCGUCAGGCGAGAAUGUUCUGAGCAGCUUACGGCUAUAUGUUCGGACACUCCAGACUUCUAAGAUCCUGCUAUCUCGCCGAUUGUCAGAUGUCCUGAGCCGGCUGAAAGCACGGCCUCUGCUGACAGACCCUGAAGUGCGGAGUUUGGACGACCUAGACCUCGGUGUUCUGGGACGCUGGGUUGCUGCAGAUGUUAACAACUUCACACCAUGGAUCAAGCUCAGUGAGCUAUCAAAGUCGGACGCCGAGAAGACGAUUAAACAAUGGUCGAAACCGGCUUUCGACAAGUUCCUAAAUGGAUGCCGGGGCACCCUUACAAACUGGCUAGACUUCUCGAAGCUUCUCUCGUUACGCAAGCAAACAUUGGAGCUGUGGCUAUCUUCCCGAAGCUCGACACCUACCCAUUCAUCGUUACAAGUUCUGGAAGGACUUAGGUCAGUUUUCAAUGAUCGACUUAGGGGUAUUCUGUCAGAACAAGCCAAGACAUUGGACCUAUUUGGUCAAGGUGUCGCCUCUGCAGUGUCGAAUUGGGGCGACAGAGCCCACGCGGCUUCGCAAUCACUUUGGUCGGAGGACUUGAUUUCCCAUGACUAUUCCAAUGGCUCUGCUGCAUUCAAGCAAGCUGUCACGGACAGACUCCUGGGGCGUGAUGGUGACGUAUCCGCUGUGCUGGACAAAUACCAGGGAUGGUUGUCUGCCAUCGAAGUGUCCAGGGAAUCUAUCGACGGCCUACGGCAAGUACGCUGGUCCGACGUCUUGGAUGAAGGUGAGGACGAGGAUCUCGAUAUUGAUGUCUCUGCCAUGUUGAACGACGACGAUCCACGACUGCUCCGCGAAGCCCUUCAGGCGGCAAUUGGACAAGCAUUCGACACACUCCAAAGUUCGCUCAGCAUAACCUUCAAAUCGCUCGAAAAGCAGGGACAAAGCGGUGAGGCCGCUUUUAUGCUGAAGACUAUCCGACUUGCUCGAAGGGAUCUGCCUAUUCAAUUUGUUGCGAGCGAUUAUGCACUGUCCCAAAGCAUCGUGCCGGAUUUGCAGAGAAUCCUUGCUACAGACAUAGUCAGCCGCACAGGCCCCUGGAAGUCUCCGGCUACUUCGAAAUCGAAGUCUGGAAAAGUGCCAGGUCGCACGCUUUGGGAGGGUGAUCCUGAAAUCCCUGUCCAGCCGACACCAUCGACGUUCAAAUUCCUGCGUAAACUUGUGCAAUCUAUGGAUCAGUACGGCGCUGGACUUUGGGAUGUUUCCACGACGCAGACGCUAAAAACUGCCAUGACCAAGGGACUCUCGGAGUCUGUCACAUCCUCCAUUGAGAAGCUCAACUCACCUGCCGAAAUAGAGGGCAGCAAGAAGCCUGCCUCGCAUGAUGAGGAAGAGACAGAACCGGCACAGAACGGCGAGAAUGGCGAGAAUAGCGACCCGGCGAAACCAGAAUCCGAAAGUACCCAAUCCGACGAUGCCGAUGCUAUCAAGGACCGGAGGAUCCAGCUUUAUUUCGACACCGUAUACCUGAAUGAUGCAUUUGCGAUUCGAGACUCUGAGCGCAGCCAAUUGGCAGACGUGUUGGAUACACUUCGCAGCAGCCUCGACUUGCCUGAAAAGGCAACAAAGAAACUGGAGAAUGCUGCGCACGAGUACUGGAAACGGACUCAGUUAUUAUUUGGGCUCUUGACUGUGGGAGCUGAUCACUAAGCAGGCUGCCAUUAGCAAGCAUG